This is a messenger RNA of Serpula lacrymans var. lacrymans S7.9, 1752 nucleotides long. RefSeq lists its product as uncharacterized. The transcript has 11 exons. Bases 276 to 1286 code for a protein of 336 amino acids. The record is from RefSeq and is a predicted model, not a curated record. NCBI's taxonomy places the organism in Eukaryota, Fungi, Basidiomycota, Agaricomycetes, Boletales, Serpulaceae.
GGGAGGCUCGGAUAUCAGAAGUCUCAUAGAACAUGACCCUCGGAGUAACGCAUUGCCGGUGACCCGGACAUGAUAUGAAUAAACACCUGCGAAACUGGUCAAGAAGUUCAGGUAUACGUGUUUAACGCCCGCAACAUUAACAUCCUUCCAUCUUCCUUGUAUUGCAGGUAACGCCGCCGCCGCCGCCUGGCAAAUAUACCAGGUCUCUACUUUUGGAACAGGUCAGAUUAGAACGAAAAGGUAUAGCCUGAAGCCAGGGCUCGUCACGAUAUACCAUGUCAACGAUCUCCGACGAGGAACUCUUCACGUACGCUGAGCGUAUUAAAGGAAAAGUCGUUGUCAUAACAGGAGCUGCAAACGGCAUCGGCAAGCGGACAGCUCAGGUUUUUGCGAAAUACGGGGCAAAAAUCGUAAUUGGAGACCUAGACGUCGAUGGCGCAGGGGCGACUGUAGCGGAAUCGAUUAAAGCUGGAGGAGAGGCAGUGUCGCAGCGCUGCGACGUUCUCAAUUGGGACGACCAAGUAUCUCUGUUUGAGUUAGCCAUGAACACGUACGGGGCUGUAGAUGUCGUGAUCCCAAAUGCGGGUGUCACUGAGAUGGGAAUAUUCAAUAGAGUGGAAUUCAAAAACGGCAAGCCCAUUAAACCAAAGACUACCACCCUCGAGGUGAACUUGCUAGGCGCUUUAUACACUGCACACUUGGCACUUUAUUAUCUAAAGGUUGGUAGUGUACCCGGUUCUCUCAAGGCUAUAAUUUUCAUGGCGUCGAUGUCGUCGUGGCAAGCCAUCCCAGGUGGGACAAUGUACUCUGCAGCCAAACACGGAGUCCUUGGCGUUAUGCGUUCCCUUGAUCCCAUUUUGGCUCUCGACGGCAUCCGUACAAAUGCCAUACAUCCAUGGUUCGCAGAUACCGCUAUCGUCCCAACCAUCAUGCGGUUAGCAAUCGCUGGAAUCCCUUUGACGCCUGUUGAUCGCAUCGCAGGGGCUUUCUUUUACGCGGCUACAGAUCCAGAUAUGAACACAAGUGGAUCUCCUCUUCUUUUACCCGAUGAUGGACCAGUAUUCAGGCUGGAUAAGGAGGAGCUCCGAGAGGGCGUAUAUGGUCUGGUGAAUGCUCGUACGGCGAUGCUCACAAAGGGGAUUUCCUCCUUGAAGUUAUUCAUCGGAUUCGUCAUCGAUCUAUUGCGGGUUGUAAGAGGAAAUAAGGGGUUCCUGAUUAUGUUUUCUGUAACAGCCUCGUUGGCGUUAAGCAGAGUCCCGGUAAUUUCCCAGUGGAUUCGAAAAUAAGGUUUGUAACGCACGUAGGGAUAUUGCCCAAAUUGUUCUUCUGUCCGCCUCGAUCUCGUAUUGUCAUUGGCCUAUGAUGCCCUCCGUGAUUACUGCUGUCAACUAGUCACGGUUGACCCAAAAAAAACCAAGGACCGCUAAAGCUCCUGUAAACGAGUUUACGUCGUAAAUGAUCAGUAUCAGCAUAUGGUCUGUGUACUGCCCAACUAUACCACAUCCAAUUGGAGGGUAGCUUCACUAGCUUCAAUGAUGGGUUCCCAAAGAGAACCCAUUGAGCAGCUGUUUAAGGCUGGGUGAUCGGACCACAAAAGCGCAGACUUGAACGGGUUCUAGGUAAGGCGAAGAAAUGGUGAACCUGACUACUGUCAAAUUGUAAGCACCCAGCCGCAGCGCUGGGAAGCGACCCGCCAUAACAGCAAUCAUGAUGUGGAAUAUAGACGUAUAGGGGAAGGCCUACGUGUGAUGU